This is a messenger RNA of Bactrocera neohumeralis, 1370 nucleotides long. RefSeq names its product nucleosome assembly protein 1-like 1. Lineage: Eukaryota; Metazoa; Arthropoda; Insecta; Diptera; Tephritidae. The record is from RefSeq and is a predicted model, not a curated record. The transcript has 7 exons. Bases 328 to 1218 code for a protein of 296 amino acids. Gene Ontology annotation, biological process: nucleosome assembly. Gene Ontology annotation, molecular function: chromatin binding; histone binding. Gene Ontology annotation, cellular component: chromatin; nucleus.
UUUCGUCGAUUGUUUUGUGUAAUUUAUUCUCAUAAUUUGCAUAGAAAAAUAUUGACAAACAGUUUUACGAACUCAAACACAAUCACAAACACGCUGUGGUUGGAGGAGAAGAUUGGUUUGUACGGUUUUGCAUAAUGUAUGUGCUGGAGAUUGGUGGAAAAAAGUGAGAACUGAAAUACAUUUUUAUUUACUUAAGUGAAAUCGAAAAGUGCAGUUUAAGCGUCAUGCGAGCAAGUCUAGCGGCGGCGCAUUAAAAUUGGAGUCUUCAAGUGUCCUUAAGGCGAACAGAAAAGAAUUGAGCUUCAUAAGCCAGUAUAACUGUAAAAAAUGAACAUGGAAUCAAUGAAGAUGCGCAGCUUGCCGAAGAUUCCAGUGUCAAAGCAGAAUUCAGUAGCAAGCGCCAAGAAAACAGCGGACAAAAAGUUUAGUGAGGACGAGUCCAAAACAAUAACUGAGCUUAAAAAGCUUUACUUGGAAACCAUUAAGCUGGACGUGGAUUUGCAAAAAGAGAUUUAUAAUAUGGAAAAAGCAUUUGAGGUUAAGCAUAAUACAAUUUUCGAAAAGCGCGCCAAGCUGCUCGAUGAUUACCGCAAGCAGGCACAAGACGAUACCAACACUGAGAGCAAUUUGUCAAACUUUUGGUUACGUGUACUCAAGGCAUCCUACACGGAGUUUAUAAGCAAAAAGGAUGAAAAAAUACUAACGCAUCUCACCGAUAUACGAUCGACAUUGUGCAACGACCCGAUUGUUAUGUUCAUUAUUGAAUUUCAUUUUGAGCCGAAUGAAUUUUUUUCGAAUACUAUUUUAACGAAAACAUACUUUUUGAAUUGCCUGCCCGACGUGGAUGAUCCGCUUUCGUAUGAUGGUGCUGAAAUUUACAAAUGUGAAGGUUGUAAAAUCGAUUGGAAGCAAAACAAUAGCGAAAAGGAUAAAAAAUCAUACACUUCGUUUUUCGACUUCUUCAGUCCGCCGACACUGCCCGAAGACACGGAGGAUCCAAACUAUUGCGAUAUAAAUGCUAUUUUACAAAAUGAUUUUGAGCUCGGCUUCUAUCUGAAGGAGCGCGUAAUUCCAAAGGCUGUGAUGUUUUUCACCGGUGAAAUUGCCGAUUGUCAAAGUUCGGACUCCGAGUCCGAGGAUACGGACGAUGAGGACGACGACGACGACGAUGAUGACGAUGAGGAGGAAUCAUCCAAUAAUGAGGCGAAGGAAGACUAAGCUUAUUAUUUCCUAUAUUUAUUCAAUUAUUAUUAUCACUAUCUUUUUAAACAUUGUGAAAACUAUCUCUCCGCUGCAUAUGCAUUUUAUAUGUAUGUAUGUAUAUAUACUUUCAAAAUAAUAUUUCUGAAUAAAAUUUAUGUCAACAAGUA